Molecule: messenger RNA, 1873 nt
Organism: Brachypodium distachyon (stiff brome)
Lineage: Eukaryota; Viridiplantae; Streptophyta; Magnoliopsida; Poales; Poaceae
Exons: 4
Coding region: 520-1626 (368 amino acids)
Molecular function (GO): protein binding
Source: RefSeq, a predicted model, not a curated record
ACACGCGUUUGCGCCUUGCGUCUGCAUUUCUUCUCCGUUUCUCUGCUGUGUUUUUUACUGGCGGUUGGUUGGUUGGUUCCGGGAUUUCGCGAGGUGUGGUGUGGGUUUUGCCUGAAAAGCUCUCGUCCGGAAAAAAGGUUUCCUCUUCCGGGCUUCACGUAGGCGAUCUCCUACCAACUCCCGCAGGCCGCAGUGCCUUGGCGCUACGCCUCUUGCUCUUUUCUGCUUGGGCUAGUCGGGAGAGGCUUCCUCCCCCAGUCGGUUUCCUUUCUUCUCUGCUCUCAGUCCCAUGUUUCUCCGCUGCAGGCCUCUGUAAAAGGUUUCUUACCUUUGCCGUUUCAGAAAGGAAAAGGUUUUGUUUCUGGCGCUUCAAAAUCUCCUUUUCAAAUUGUUCUUGGUGCCCCUAUAGCUCCAACUUCCCAGAACUCCUGAGUUGAUCUCGACGAGUUUGUACGCACUAGUAGUGCCUCUGUUCUUUGCAGUUGGUGCCCUUUUGUAAAUUAUAAGGACCACGGCGCCAUGGGCCGCGCGAUGAGGUGGCUCAAGAAGGUGCUCACCGGCGGCAAGAAGGAAGGAGACAGGGGCCGGAACAAGGAGCACAUCAAUGGCGCCGCGGCGGGCGCGCCGCCGAUGAUAGAGAGGAAGAGGUGGAGCUUCGCCAAGGCGAGGAACAGCGUGGCCGACGGCAGCCGGAGGCCUUCGGUGACCGCCGUCGUGGCCGGCGAGCUUUCUCAGGUCAGGCCGUGCAACUGCGGCCAGGAGCGCGAGGUGGAGGCGGCCGUCAUGAUUCAGAAGGCCUUCAGAGGAUACCUGGCUAGGAGAGCUCUCCGCGCUCUGAAAUCGCUCGUCAAGAUACAAGCUCUGGUACGCGGCUACCUCGUGAGGAAGCAAGCAGCACAGACGCUGCACCGGCUGCAGGCGCUCAUGAGGCUGCAGGCCUCGUCCCAAGUUCUGAAGUCGUCGUCCCGGAAAUCCAUCGAACAGGAGCGGAAGACGUCGGUGCUGCCGGUGAUGAUGCACCGGCGGAGGCUGUCGGAAGGCGGCGGGAUGGACGCCGGCUUCGAGCGCAGCGGCAGCCCGAGGAUCGUGGAGAUGGACACGUGCCAGCUCCGGUGCCGGUCGUCGCGGAUCCCCAGCCGGCACGCCGCCGCCGACCCGGCGCCGCCGCUGUCCUCGCCGCUCCCGUGCUUCUUCUACCAGAAGCCGACGCCGUCGCGGCUCCAUGAGCUCGAGACGCCGCGGCCGCAGCCCAAGACGACCCAGAACACGCCCCGCCUCGGAGCGCUGCCCCCGGCCGGCAUCAUCUGCGGCGGCGUCUCGCCAGCGAAAGGCCGGUCCUCGUGCGUGGGCGGCCGGGAGUCCAGCAGCAGCCCGCGGUACAUGGCGGACACGGCCUCCUCUGUCGCGCGCACCAGCAGCCGGUGCCAGAGCGCGCCCCGGACGCGUCAGUCUGCCCACGCCGCGCCGGUGGAGCCCAAGGCGCCCGGCCUGGCCCGCUCCGGGUCGAGGAAGGCGCAGCCGCAGGACAGCUUCAGCUUCAAGAGCUCCGAGGCCAGCCGCAUGGAGGACUAUUCCGAGAUCAGCGACGAGGUCACCAGAGAUUACUACCUCGACCAGCUCUGGUGAUUACCAGUUUACCACUCGUCGUCCCGGCCGCUACUGAUUAGGGGAAAAGCUUUUUAACCAUCUCGGUAUAUAUCUUAGUACUAGGAUUAACAAAUGCUUAGUUCACGGCACAGCGUUAUCAUUAUCAUCAUCUGAUAAUGUAUGUAGCUCAAGCAUGGCACAGAACAGAGAAUGGGAAUAAAAUCCGUUCUGCUUCUGCCAAACCAUUUGGGGGAAAACGAGGCCGGAGUUCGUGGAUUCCCACUUC